Messenger RNA from Chanos chanos (milkfish), 2231 nucleotides. RefSeq names its product proteasome 26S subunit, non-ATPase 11b (gene psmd11b). The record is from RefSeq and is a predicted model, not a curated record. Gene Ontology annotation, molecular function: protein binding. The coding region runs from base 1 to 1269 and encodes 422 amino acids. NCBI's taxonomy places the organism in Eukaryota, Metazoa, Chordata, Actinopteri, Gonorynchiformes, Chanidae. The transcript has 13 exons.
AUGGCGGCCGCGGCGGUAGUUGAAUUUCAGAGAGCUCAGUCUCUCAUCAGCACGGACCGAAAUGCAUCUAUCGACAUUUUACAUUCAAUCGUGAGGAGAGAUGUUCAGCAGGACGAUGAGGAGGCGGUGCGAGUUAAGGAGCAGAGCAUCCUGGAGCUUGGGGCUCUCCUGGCCAAGACUGGACAGGCUGCAGAGCUGGGGGGCCUGCUGAAGUUCGUCAGACCCUUCCUGAUCUCCAUCAGCAAGGCCAAGGCGGCCCGCCUGGUGCGCUCUCUGCUGGACCUGUUUCUGGACAUGGAGGCAGCCACAGGCCAGGAGGUGGAGCUGUGUCUGGAGUGUAUUGAGUGGGCCAAAGCAGAGAAGAGAACCUUUCUCAGACAGGCUCUGGAGGCUCGCCUGAUCUCGCUGUAUUUCGACACUAAAAGGUUCCAGGAGGCUCUUCAGCUGGGCUCCCAGCUCUUGCAGGAGCUGAAGAAGAUGGAUGACAAGGCCCUGCUGGUGGAGGUCCAGCUGCUGGAGAGCAAGACGUACCACGCCCUCAGUAACCUGCCCAAGGCUCGCGCCGCCCUCACCUCCGCCCGCACCACCGCCAACGCCAUCUACUGCCCCCCCAAGCUCCAGGCCGCUCUGGACAUGCAGUCAGGGAUUAUCCACGCUGCGGAAGAGAAGGAUUGGAAGACGGCCUACUCUUAUUUCUUUGAGGCGUUUGAGGGCUAUGACUCCAUCGACAGCCCCAGAGCCAUCACUGCCCUCAAAUACAUGCUCCUCUGCAAGAUUAUGCUCAACACACCAGAGGAGGUGCAGGCUCUGAUCAGUGGUAAACUGGCUCUUCGGUACGCUGGGAGACAGACAGAUGCACUGAAAUCUGUAGCGCAGGCCAGCAAGAACAGAUCAUUAUCAGACUUUGAAAAGGCUCUUACAGAGUACACAGCGGAGCUGAGGAACGACCCGAUCAUUAACACGCAUCUGGCCAAGCUCUACGACAACCUUCUAGAACAGAACCUCAUCAGAGUCAUCGAGCCUUUCUCCAGAGUGCAGAUCACACACAUAUCAGGUCUCAUCAGGCUGUCAAAGGAGGAUGUGGAGAGGAAACUGUCCCAGAUGAUUCUGGACAAGAAGUUUCACGGAAUCUUGGACCAGGGUGAGGGAGUCCUCAUUAUCUUUGAGGAACCAGCUGUGGACAAAACCUAUGAAGCUGCGCUGGAGACCAUUCAGAACAUGAGUAAAGUGGUGGAUUCGCUCUACAACAAAGCCAAGAAGCUGACAUAGAAAAAACGACAAGACAACAGCUCGAUGAAGCGUGUGUGUGUGUGUGUGUGCGUGUGCGCGUGUGUGUGGCGCCAACACGUGGAACCUUUUUUUGUAAGGCCAGAAGGGACAGCGGAAUUCAAGACCCAAAAUCCACAACAGAAUUCAUGGUUUCACCAACGGACAGCUCUUACCACAACAGAAUUCAUGGUUUCACCAAUGGACAGCUCUUACCACAACAGAAUUCAUGGUUUCACCAACGGACAGCUUUUCCCUCAUCGUUCAGUGGACAAACCUCAUCCAACUCCUUUUUAUUACAGUUAUUAUUAAUAUUUUUUUUUUUCGUUCUUUUCCUUUUUUUUUGUCCAAUGUAUUGUUCAGCGGCCCCUAGAGGCCAUCAGGGAACAUUGCACAACCACAAUAAAAUAUUGAGAAGAAAUCAUUACACAUAAAUACACAACUGUCCUACAGAUGAUAUCUCCAUUAAACCUUCAGAGGUGCAGUACUGUCCCAAGGCCUCCCCUGUCCUCGAGUUAGGAGCAGCUUUGGUCAGGUGGGGUUUUUAUUUUUGCUCCCAAGAGAGAAUUUUUAUCAGUGUUUCUCCGAGCGUGGAGGCCCUGACCGAGCCCGUGUGUGAGGAGGGACAGGAAAUGACCCUGAACUUUACGACUCGUCAUUAAGCAGAAAUGCAGUUACCAGCUGUCACGUCAGAGCCUGCUUGUUUUUCUUUUGUCUGUUAAUGUUCUCUUUUCCCUCAUUAUGUUGUAUAAUAGCACAGAUUUUCUGGUUUCAUCUGAACAAGUUAAGAGAAGAGGCAUUAUCUCUGCCCUCAGAGCUCAGUGUGGUCGAGCGUCCUGCUGAAGACACUGACCACUGCAUCCUCACCCUGGAUGCAGAAACACAGAUUCUCUGGUUCCUUCCAUUCUCUAUGUCAACACAUGCCCCAAAUAUUUCAUUUCAAGAAAUUCACAAAUAAAUCCUCC